Passer domesticus (house sparrow) is the source of this 2476-nucleotide messenger RNA. RefSeq names its product thrombopoietin (gene THPO). The record is from RefSeq and is a predicted model, not a curated record. Gene Ontology annotation, cellular component: extracellular region. Gene Ontology annotation, biological process: positive regulation of hematopoietic stem cell proliferation; cell population proliferation; thrombopoietin-mediated signaling pathway. Bases 1269 to 2240 code for a protein of 323 amino acids. Gene Ontology annotation, molecular function: cytokine activity; hormone activity. NCBI's taxonomy places the organism in Eukaryota, Metazoa, Chordata, Aves, Passeriformes, Passeridae. The transcript has 4 exons.
CAUGCCAGGGCAUGGUGCUGAACAGGCCCUGGUGCUUCUCCUGCUCAGGGAGCGGGCAUCUGUGGGUGCCUCACCUAGCCCACUCCCAACCAACACCCCUGCUGAAACAGCCCUGGGGCCAUGCACUAGCCAUGCCCCCUGCGAUCCAUAGCCCUCCCCAGCCCAGAGGGAUCCCAUGAACCACAGCCAUCCCCGGGAUCUCCAGUUCCCUGCCUCACCUCUGGUGGAUGCAGGGGUGAGAGCAUGCCUCUGUGUGAGGGUCAGCAGGGAUGGGGUCUAUCUGGGUGAAGAUCUCCAUGGAUGAAGUCAACCCCUGGGAAAGGGUCACCAGGAUUAUGGUCCACCUCUGGGGUGGCUUUUGUACCUGGCUGCCACAGCCAGGAGCAGGACUUCAUUAGGGCUGAUGUUCCUGGGGCUGUCCAGUGCAGGAUCACUGACACCAUCUCUUCUCCAGGUACCAGGGCCACUGUCUACCCCUGGACAGGCCCAGCUGAGGCGCUGACGACUGGCUGCCGAGCGCUCGGGCCUGGGGCCAGGUGAGCAGCCACGGAGGGCGCCCAGGGACGCCCUUCCCGUGCCCCGAGCCAAGGGAGGAAGCGGCCGGAGGCAGGAAGCCUUCCCCCGGGCCCGGGGCCCCCGCUGCGAUCUUGCUGGAAGGUCAGCGGCGACACAACAGGAAAUCGUGCUGCUCGGCUGGGCGGCCAGGCCGGAGGCACGGAGCCGCGCCGUGCUGUCCCGGGGCCGCCGCGGCCGCCGGCCCUGCGUCCCGGCCGGGCGGCUCGCGGGGAGCCCGCGCCACCGCUGCCCUCCAUGGAAGGGGGACGGGAGCCAGGCAGCAGCCGCUGGGCCCAGGGCGGGAGAUGCAGGGCCGAAGCCCCCAGCCGAGCAUGGAGCUGAACAGUGAGUGCGUGGCUAAAAGGGGGGACUGGGUGCGCAGGAGGGGCUGUGGGCACUGUGGCCCCACAGCCAGAGCGUCCCCUGCACAAUGAACCCCACAGCUGGGCACCAAACCACAGGGGUGGCUCUGGGCUAGUUGGACCUGGCCAGUGCCAGCAUGUGAGGGCAGCCAAGCAUCUCUCCAUGCCCGCUGUAGGUAAACAGGCUGCACUGAGGAUUUUUGGUGCAGUGCCAGGGCAGGCAGCGAGGCAGGCAGGAGGCUGCAAAGAGGGUACGGAGAAGCUGGCAGGGUGGGCAGCUGCUGGGCACAGCAGCACUGGGGAAGGCAGUGCGGCAGGGGAGCGCUCAGCCAGGGCAGCGGCCAGGAGCAGAUGUUCCCUGUGGGACACUGCAGGCUGGGAUUCCCCGAAGUGCACAUGACGCCUGGAACUGCUCUUGGCAGGGAUCCGGAGGGCUGGCCCUGGUCUGCACAGGGAGUACAGCCCUGCUUCCUUGCCUGGAGCACGGCCAGAAAACCUGGCAGACGAGGUUGUGCGGCCUCUUGGCACACACCGCUGUCACGGAAACCCCGGCUCUCCCCCGUGAGCACCGGCACCCCUCGCUGGCUGGCUGGAGAGCAGCACCGGGCCCUCCGCAGCCACUCGCACCCACCCUGCACCCCCCCGCGGGGCCACCGAGACCACCAAAGGGCUGGGCACAGGACUUGCCGCUGCAGGGGCUCUGGGCUGGCACUGCCCAUGGAGGCUGGCACGGUGCACAAGGCAACCCCAUCUCCUCCAGGACUGCUCCUCCUCACAUCCUUCCUCCUGCACGUGAAAGAGGACCGUGCCAGCCCAGUGCGGCUGGUCUGUGACAACAGGCUUAUCCAGAAGUACAUCGUGGAGGCCAAGGACAUGGAAAAGAGAGUGGGCCAGUGCCAGGCCCUGCCUGCACUCAGGUGCCCUGCAGUGCUGCCCUUGGUGGACUUCACCUUCCAGCAGUGGAAAUCCAAAUCGAACGAGACCAAGCGGCGGGAGAUCCUGUGUGACCUGGCCCUGCUGGUGGGCGCUGCAGCAGGGGCCCAGGGCCAGGUGAGCGACGAGUGCGGGGCCAGGCAGCUGAGCCAGCUUUACCGACACGCCAACUCCUUCUUCCUGCUCCUGCAGACCUUCAGCUGGGAGGCAGGACACUGGGAGCCGAGCUGCUCCCCACACUCCACGGAGCAGACCCACAUCUCCAGCAUUUUCCUCACCUACCGGCAGCUGGUACAGGGCAAGCUGCGCUUCUUCUUCUACGACCUGGCCAAGGUCUUGUGCAAGCAAGGACAGGGGGACAGCAGAGACCCUCCAUGUGGGGCCCAGUGAGGCUGCACACGGGGUUCAACCACAAAGCAAUGCUGGAGCAAUCCUGCAGGACACUACGCUGUGCUCUGGGUGCCCAGGAAGAUGCCCACAGGGAAAGGGUUGGCACCUGUUCCUCAGGUCUUCAGAACUGUGCAGCACAAGAAGGCAAACAGUGACACUCACGUGCCAGCAGGCACAGGCCCUGCUCCCAUCCGGGCAGGCACCUCUACUGUGAAUGCUUUUUGAUUAAAGAGCUA